This is a messenger RNA of Gryllus bimaculatus (two-spotted cricket), 5192 nucleotides long. The record is from the annotation of a GenBank genome assembly. NCBI's taxonomy places the organism in Eukaryota, Metazoa, Arthropoda, Insecta, Orthoptera, Gryllidae.
GCCGGGCAAGCCAUCGGUUGCCAUGGAAACAAAUACACAAACUUUCAAACGUCAUGAACUACUUUGCAAUGUAGAGCAAAUUGCUUCCCCUCCCUAUUCCGACUUCUUCGACCCAUAAAGUACCUACGGCAUCAGGGAGAAUUUGUGUAUAACCUUGAUUUUAAUGUGAUAAAUGGGAGAAUGUCUUAUCUCAGUUCAUCCUAAUAUUGUUGAGAUUCAAAAACUGGGAAAUAUCUUUUUAGGAUUAAUAGAAAUUUGUAGAUAAAUAACAUCAGAUUCAAUUGUGCAUGGUGAGAAUCAUGAAGAUUGAUUAUGGAUAGAAUUCAUAUUUAACUUAAAGAAGCAAUGAACAACUGUGCAGAAAAUGAGAAGAUAAAGGAGGGUGACUCUCCUAAUGAUUCAAAAGUGCCAAAAUGGCUUCAAGAUAUGUCAAACAACGUGAAACAGAAGCGACCGGGAUCAUGGAGAAUGUCACAUCAUGUGCAUGAAAGUGAGACUGAUAUACCCCACAGUCCAAUAAACAUAGAUGCUCCAAAGUCUUCCGGAAGUGGGCUGAUUUCUUUAUUUGAUGACCUUCGUGUGGAAUCUCGAUCAUCCAGAGGGAGUGACAUUUUGAGUCCUCGACGGGAAGGAUCUGCUCGUCAUGGAAGAAGAGCUAUCCAAGUAUCUGAGUCUCAGUCAGCUGGAAGUAGUCCUUAUGAAUCAUUACAUCCUACUCCUGGAUACAAUGAAUUCAUGUACUCAUGUGAAACACCUGAUCUUCUCAGUGGCAGGAGUACUCCGUCUAAAAAUAGAAUAGAUAAUUUCUCUCCUGGAAGUGAAACAUCUUUACUUUCAAAACAUGAAUCUAACAUUGCAUCAGAGGUUUUGCCUCCAAAGGAUGAAAAUAACUCUUUGGAAGAAUCAUGGAAUUCCCUAACAUUUUUUAAUAAAAGGCAUAGGGGUCGAUUAAGCAGAAAAAGAGAUGGUACUACAUCAUCUCCCACACAUUAUUCUGGAAGUGGACAUGAGAGCUCUGAAACACCAUCAACAACAGCCACAAUACGAAUAACUCCUCCAGAUUUUAUUAUUCCAGAAUUGCCAUCUGGUCAUCUCUUAGAUUUCAAUAUUCGUUCUACAUGGGGUGAUAAACAUUACUUAGGUUUAAAUGGCAUUGAAAUUUUUUGCAGUACAGGUGAACCUGUGCAAGUAACAAAGAUAUGGGCAGAUCCUGCAGAUAUUAAUGUACUCCCUGAAUAUAAUAAAGAUCCUCGGGUAGUAGAAAACUUGUUGGAUGGGGUGAAUCGAACACAUGAUGACAUGCACCUGUGGCUUGUGCCCUUCACUCCUGGUGCCCAUCAUUACAUCCAUAUGGUGUUCCAUCAUAAAGUGCAAUUAGCAAUGAUUCGAAUAUGGAAUUAUAAUAAGUCAAGAAUACAUUCAUAUAGAGGUGCACGAGAUGUUGAAAUAUCUCUUGAUGGAGUCAAGAUAUUUCGAGGAGAAAUAGCAAGAGCUUGUGGAGGAAUCUUGGGAGGAACAGAAGCAUUUGGAGAUACCAUUCUCUUUACAACAGACGAACAGAUCUUGGAAUCAAUGUCUCAUUUUGACAACUCAUUUUCUAACGUAUGGUGUGAGGCAAAACCAGAACCAGUUGCAGAGAUUGAAAGGCCAGUCACUGCCUACUGCUGUGGAGAGAGACCGUUUACAUGUGCCAGAUCUAUUAAUACAAACACAUUGGAUGAAAAUAAUGUAGUUCUGGGUGGACAAAAGCUAGAAAUCAACAUUCUGGAGAACUGGGGUCAUCCAGCAUUUCUUGGUUUAACUGGAUUUGAAAUUAUUGGAGAUUCUGGUUUACCUAUAGCCAUUGAGCCUCAGUACUUCCACUGUAGUAUUUCUUCUCCAGAUAUCUACAGACUGAUUGAUGGUACAAAUCUUACCACAGAUGAAAAUCAUAUGUGGCUUUGUAAUGUUCCUGAUUAUGAAUCAGUCACUUUAACUGUUACGUUUCCUACAGUCCAUUAUAUUGUGGCAAUAAGGUUGUGGAAUUACAAUGCAUCUCAAGAUAUGACAUAUUGUGGGGUUAAAAUUCUGACCUUGCUUUUGGAUGGAAAACUUGUGUCUGGGAAUACAACUAUACGACGAGCCCCAGGAAACUGCCAUUUUAAUUUUGUUCAAGAAUUGCAGUUGACUGGGAGUAAAAAUUAUAAUAUAACAGAUGACCACUCAUGCCGCAGUCAUUCAGACCAAAAACAAUCAUUCCAAUUAGAACAUAAUGAUGCUAUGGAUCUAGAAAACAUGAAAGCCAAGAGUGUAUCAUUGCAACGUCUGUUCACAGAAGAAGAGAAUGAGAAUAGAAGGCUUGGAAUUAUAUCUCAUUUGUCCAUAUCUCAAUCUGCUGAAAGUCUUCAUUCAAGGGACAUCACGCAAGAAUUAUCCAACUUAAGAUCUCAUUCUGUACCUCCUCCAAUGCAUUUGAGAGUUAAUGUAGAUCCUGAAUAUGAAGCUCCAUUUAUGCCUCAAGGAUUUAUUUUUCAAUUACUUUUAUUCUCAACAUGGGGAGAUAUGUAUUAUGUAGGACUGAAUGGAUUAGAAAUAUACGACAACGAAGGCUGCAAAAUACAGUUGACUGAGAAUAAUAUAGGAGCUUAUCCUGAAAGUGUGAAUGUUUUGGAGGGUGUAGAUAAUGAUGCUCGAACUCCUGAUAAACUUGUUGAUGGAAUUAAUGAUACUUUUGAUGGGCGUCACAUGUGGCUGGCUCCAAUACUACCUAAUCAACUAAAUCGGGUUUACAUAGUGUUUGAUUAUCCAGUGAAAGUGUCAAUGAUCAAACUUUGGAAUUAUGCAAAAACACCUUCUAGAGGAGUUAAAGAAUUUGGAAUUUUAGUUGAUGAUUUGGUUGUGUAUAAUGGUAUUCUUGAAAAAGUACCUCCUCAGAAUUGUGUCAGUUAUCCAGAAGUACCUAUAAAAGUGCCUUACUGUACAAUUAUUUUUACACAGGAUGAAACAUUGGUUUCCGAAACUUCAGAUAAUACACGAAGUGUUAGCAGAAAGUCACAGGUCAACUGCCAGCAAAGAGUAACAUCAGGAAGUGAUUCCUGUUAUUCUGCAGAUCAGUCUCUGAGACCAUUCACAUCACUAAUGCCACGAAAUAGUCAUACUAUGAAUGUUUUAUGACUGACAUAAUUGUGUGCAUAUCUUCUUUCCAGUGAUGCCUUAAAUGCCUCUCUUUAAUUAAUAUAAUUAUUAACAGUACAAUGAAAAAGCUUUUAUCUCAGGAAGUAGAAAGGUAUUGAAAAUAUUUAGUGAAGCAUAAUUUUAAGCAUUACCUUUGAAAAAUUGUUUAUAGAAUCAAUUGAACUUCGUGAGAAUUAAUCUACAACAGUAGAUAUUUUACAAGAUACAAUACUGAAGAGUUGUGGUACCUAUGGCAGAAAUGUUCUCUAAUGUAAAUGCAACAAAUUGCUUUUGAACAUUUUACAAUUUUAAUAAGUGUUUAUGUAAGUUUCAAUGUGUCUACGGAGAUCAGUUCAUAUUUAAUAGAUGAACCAUUUUGAAAGUAUUCUGGAAAUAAAAAAGCUGUAGUGAAAUUAGCUAUUGUUCUCUAAAAAUUAAUGAUAUUGUUACCAAAAGUAAAUGUAUAUUUUUUCUUGGAAUUUAAUGCAGUAAACUUGCAUUCUUGAUUAUUUUCUCAAACGUGUUAAUUGUUACAGAAAAACCACAAUAUUUUGUUUUGCCAAUUCUUCGUUGAUGUUAAUUAUCAUUCAUUUAUCUUUCUUUAAUGAUUGUAGAAGUUAUAUCUAAGCAGUACAAAAAAUAAUAGAAAGAUGAAUUACUAAUGACAGCAAUCUAGUUACAUAAAGCUGGGUUACAAUUUUAAAUUUUUACUUUCUUUGAAAUAGGUACUGGCAUAGAAAAUAAUGAAAUCUAAUAAAAAGUAUGAAAAAGACACAAUAAUCUAAAUUUGCUCUCAAAUGUUUUGCUUUUCUAUCAGAAUGUCGAUGGAGUCGAAUGUCGCUUAUGGAGUCUUUUAUAUAUAUAUUUCAACACACUGAUUUUUUUUUCUCAAUAUAACAUAUUGAAAAAAUAAUAAUGAACAUGUAAAUUAAAUUCUGUUGUUGGGAGAAUGUAAAUUAAUGAAGGUAUCUGAUAAUGUAGAAAUUAUAAAACAUUGUUUAUAUUUAUCUCAGUGACUUGUUAUGCAUGAUCACAAUCGUCUGUUUGGGAUGACUUAUAAAAUCAAUUAAUCAGUCUAAAGAAUGACCAUUAUUUCAGAAAAAAAACAAGUAGAUCAUUUGGCAAAUGCUUUUAUAUACUAAGCACCUUGCUGCCUGAAAGAAAGAAGAAAAAGAAGAGACUGAGUUUUAUUGCGAUUGAAAUAGUUAGAUUUGAUGUUAUUAAAUAAUUUGGUACACAAGAUAUACUUAUGUGAAAUCAUCAAACAACAAAUUUAGUUAUGUCCCAAUGAUGAUGAGGUUUUCAUCCUUUUACUUAUUCCUUUUGAAUUGUAUUAAUAUUAUAUAUAAUCUCUAAAAUUUAAAAAUACCAAACGUUCUUUAAAAAUACCAAACAAAAAAAAAAACUCACAGAAAUACAUCCUGAAGAUUCUUACAAAUUCAAUGAAAUCUUAUAUUCUCUAAAAUUGAAUUUGUAAAAUCACUACUAAUGACGAAUGUUCUGGAAACCAAAUGUUAGAAUAUUUCAUUAUUAAAGCAAUUAUUUUAUUUGUAAUACCCAGAGAAGUAAAGAUUUGAAUUCUUUGCAAAUGAAAAAGUGCAAUUUUAUACAAAAACAUCAAUUUUUUUUAUGAAGACUAAUAAAAAUAGGUUCAAUGACUUCACCUCUCUUCACAUGAUUUUAUGUUAUUACUCUCACUUCUGAAUGCUUUAGAAACAAAAGAUAGUUGAAAGAAAAAAACUACAAAAUUCUAAAGAUGUUAAAAUGGUUGGUAAGUAAAUUCUUGAGGAGAUCUGAUAGUAAUUAGAAAACCUCUCAUGCAUGAAUUAUUGAAGACUGAAGCCUGUGGUAUAUUGCAUUAAUCUGGAGGGGUUAUUCUCCUUUUGGAGAUUGAAAAGACUGGUGUGGAAAAGAACAAUUAUUAUAAUCAGAAAUCACACAGAAUUAAUUUUGGAGUUUGAGUUGCCUAAUACUUUUGUACUAAAGCAUUUUGUUUAAAGGGACAAUGAGAAUUUGCAAUAAAAGAAAUGAACAUUUUG